Messenger RNA from Ostreococcus lucimarinus CCE9901, 536 nucleotides. It is a transcript of the gene RPS18, whose product is annotated as Ribosomal protein S18, component of cytosolic 80S ribosome and 40S small subunit. Gene Ontology annotation, molecular function: structural constituent of ribosome; RNA binding. Bases 1 to 435 code for a protein of 144 amino acids. The transcript has a single exon. Gene Ontology annotation, biological process: translation. The record is from RefSeq and is a predicted model, not a curated record. NCBI's taxonomy places the organism in Eukaryota, Viridiplantae, Chlorophyta, Mamiellophyceae, Mamiellales, Bathycoccaceae. Gene Ontology annotation, cellular component: cytosol; small ribosomal subunit; ribosome.
AUGUCUCUCAUCGUUGGAGAUGAUUUUCAACACAUCAUUCGCGUCCUGAACACCAACGUGGACGGUCGCGAGAAGGUGAUGUACUCGUUGACGAAGAUCAAGGGUAUCGGCCGCCGAUUUUCCAACUUGGUGUGCAAAAAGGCUGAGAUUGAUCUCGGGAAGCGCGCCGGUGAGCUGAGCGCGGCUGAGUUGGAAUCGUUGAUGGUGAUCGUGUCUAACCCGCGACAGUUCAGGAUUCCGGAUUGGUUCUUGAACCGCAAGCACGACUUCAAGGAUGGCAAGUUUUCGCAGCUGGUGUCGAACCAACUCGACACGAAGUUGCGCGACGAUUUGGAACGCUUGAAGAAGAUGCGUAACCACAGAGGUCUCCGACACUACUGGGGUAUUCGUGUCAGAGGGCAACACACGAAGACCACUGGACGUGGCCGUCGUUAAUUUUCUGCGAGACGUCGAGCGGCGUAUUCGCCGCCCGGCAAAGCCGAAAACCCUUAGCGAUAUUAGAUGCUCGUCGUACGAUGUAGUACACUCCACACCAU